Molecule: messenger RNA, 1851 nt
Organism: Talaromyces marneffei
Lineage: Eukaryota; Fungi; Ascomycota; Eurotiomycetes; Eurotiales; Trichocomaceae
Exons: 3
Coding region: 1-1851 (616 amino acids)
Biological process (GO): arachidonate metabolic process
Cellular component (GO): membrane
Source: RefSeq, a predicted model, not a curated record
AUGGAGAACAACACACCUUUACGGAGAAAAGACACCACAAAAGGCCCGCCUCUGAGGGUGCUUUCAUUAGAUGGAGGUGGCGUGCGGGGUUAUUCUAUGCUUAUCCUUCUACAAGAGUUGAUGUACCGGACAUAUGUCGAAUGUGAAGGACAUGCGCCGCGACGAGACCAAAUCCCCAAACCAUGCGACUAUUUCGAUCUUAUCGUCGGCACAGGAACUGGCGGGUUAAUCGCUAUCAUGUUGGGCCGACUGCGACUAGACCUCGAAACGUGUAAGGAGGUGUAUGUUCGCAUGACCAAGAAGGUGUUCGAAACCGAUAAGACGAUAGCGGGGAUUCCAUACCGGUCCACACUGUUCAAGGCAUCGAAGCUCGAGGAGGCUAUUAGACAGUGUGUUCGUCAACAUACGGUUUAUGAGUCGGAGGGAAAUGAUAGUACGAUCGAGCUUACAAGUCCGAUGAAUACUGUGCCGCAGCGCAGUUUGAGUCGUGCAAGCUUCACCUCGACCAAUACAUCUCGUGCUCCGCCGUCACCCACGAGCCAAAGGAAUUCCAUGUCUUUUACUGGAUAUGGAUUUAGAUUCGGAAACCCGGAUGCUGCACUUUAUGACAAUCGAGAAUUUCGCACAAAAACAGCUGUCACCGCUGUAUACAAAGGCUCAAGAGCAAACAUUCCAGCAGUUAUGCUGCGCUCUUAUGAUUCGAGAAGAGAACCCCCUCCUGAAUUCGAAUGCACAAUCUGGCAGGCCGGUCGCGCGACUUCAGCCACAGGUCUAGCCUUCAAGCCUAUUCAAAUUGGUCAAUAUGUAUUCAUUGACGAAGGAUCUGGCACAUUCAACCCCGCACCUCAAGCGCUCGAUGAAGCCGUGUUAAACGAAUGGCCCGGGCGAGAACUGGGUGUUUUUGUCAGUGUUGGUACCGGAAAGCGCCCAGCGGGAACUAACCACCAACAACAUGAAUGGUGGGAAGGUUUCUUUGGUGACGCUCUAGGAACCUUUGCCGAAGCUCGUCGCCGACUCAUUUCGAAAAUCGAGGGAUGCGAGGAUAUUCAUCAAAAGAUGCUUUCGGAACAUUUGGCUAAGCGGAAUGUGAAGAAGGAGAGUUAUUAUAGAUUGAAUGUCGAAGUUGGCGUUGGUGAAUUUGGAAUGAACGAAUGGAACCGCCUCGUUGAUAUCAGCACGAACACGCGCCGAUAUCUUUCGAAACCCGAUGUACAAGGGAUGACAUUGGAUGCUGCUUCGAAGCUGGCCAGAAUUGAAAGGAUGCAUCGCCGUCUGGCAUCGCGCUCCGGAGCAGAAUCUGCGUUGCCCAAUUCUCAACAGCAGCAGCAGCCAGCACCCCAGCUACCUCCUUCUCCUCCUGCUCCUCCCGCUGCUAUUGUGGUAGCCCCUCCCCCUUCUAACCCCAUGGCGAUUGAAUUGCCAGCGGAUGAGAUUCCUGCAAGUCAUCGAAUGAACGUUCCCGCACAUCCUCCACCACCUCCUCCUCGUGUAUCGGACGAAAAGAUUGCUAUUAUGGGCCCUGAUGAACUGAGACACGAAGCUCACCUGGUAUCUCCAACCACAGAUCUGAAUGCGCCACGCCGGUCUGGUGAAUACCUACACAGUGCAUCUUCUGGAUCACCAAGGCGUAGCGGCGAGUUGGAGAGUAAUAUCCCUCCACCGCUACCGCCGAAAACACCUAUCCCAUAUCCCGAUGAUGAUCUCAUGGUCAGCCCUGGAAUCACAAUGCCUCUUCCUGGAGCAGCGCCUCGUCCUCUCCAGGCUCCUCUUGGGGGCUACCGGCCACCGUAUCCUGUUGACGGGCCUCCAGUGGUUGACAAACUACGGAAGCCAACAUACAAUGUGCGAUGA